This is a messenger RNA of Pterocles gutturalis (yellow-throated sandgrouse), 417 nucleotides long. Its product is annotated as medium-chain specific acyl-CoA dehydrogenase, mitochondrial-like. Lineage: Eukaryota; Metazoa; Chordata; Aves; Pterocliformes; Pteroclidae. The record is from RefSeq and is a predicted model, not a curated record. Gene Ontology annotation, cellular component: mitochondrion. Gene Ontology annotation, biological process: medium-chain fatty acid catabolic process; fatty acid beta-oxidation. The transcript has 3 exons. The annotation marks the transcript as partial. Gene Ontology annotation, molecular function: medium-chain fatty acyl-CoA dehydrogenase activity.
GUGGCAGCCGGGGCCGUUGGGUUGGCGAGACGAGCUCUGGACGAAGCGACGAAAUACGCACUGGAGAGAAAAACGUUUGGGAAACCGAUCGCGGAACACCAGGCGGUGGCGUUCAUGCUGGCGGAGAUGGCGAUGAAGGUGGAGCUGGCGCGACUGGCGUACCAACGGGCCGCCUGGGAGGUGGACGCCGGCCGCAGGAACACUUUCUACGCCUCCGUGGCCAAAGCUUUCGCCGGCGAUGUCGCCAACCAAGUGGCCGCCGACGCCGUGCAGAUUUUCGGAGGGAACGGUUUCAAUACGGAAUAUCCCGUGGAAAAACUCAUGAGAGACGCCAAAAUCUACCAGAUCUAUGAGGGCACGGCGCAGAUCCAGCGGGUCAUCAUCGCCCGUGAGCACGUCGCCAAGUACAAGGCGUGA